Hydra vulgaris (swiftwater hydra) is the source of this 911-nucleotide messenger RNA. RefSeq names its product homeobox protein ceh-10. Gene Ontology annotation, cellular component: nucleus. Gene Ontology annotation, biological process: regulation of transcription by RNA polymerase II. The record is from RefSeq and is a predicted model, not a curated record. Gene Ontology annotation, molecular function: DNA-binding transcription factor activity, RNA polymerase II-specific; sequence-specific double-stranded DNA binding. Lineage: Eukaryota; Metazoa; Cnidaria; Hydrozoa; Anthoathecata; Hydridae.
AAAACACUAUUUAUAAACCACUCACCAAAAAUUUCUUAGUUUAAGUUAACCAUUAACAGGAAUAGGUAAAAACCAAGUGAAGAGACAGAGAGACGAAAAAUGGAAUCUCAAAGCUCAAAGUUAUCUUUUUCCAUUGAAAGGAUUUUAACUACUCCAUCGACUAAAAAACAUGAAAUCACCAGAACCACUCAUGGCAUCUUCUUGUUGAAACCUUGCGAAAUGUUUUUUUACCCAUCAGACGCAGUUCAAAGACCCAUCAUCAGCUGUUCGAAAAACGAACGAUACAAAUUACCUUACAGAAAAAAAGAAAUAAAAUUUUGCAAGAUGAUGAGCAAAAAGGUAUUUAUGGAUGAAAAAGAUAGAUUUUCUUUAAGUCAAAAAGCAAUCUUAAGACAACACCCUACACCUGAACACCCUACACCUGAAAAAAUAAAAGGACAACCAAUACUUUGUCAAACUGGAUACUUGAGAUCAUCACUUGAAGGUUCUAAUAUCUCUUAUUGUAAAGUAACUUCAAAUUCGGAUGAUGUCAGCAAUCUAAUAGAAAACAACAAAAGAAAUCGAACAAUAUUUUCAAAAAAGCAAUCCUGCGUUUUGGAAGAUGUUUUUAAAAAAACGCAUUAUCCGGAUUUAAAAUGUCGAUAUGAAAUUUCUCAACAAACAAAACUUGCCGAGAACAGGAUACAGGUAUGGUUCCAAAACAGACGCGCAAAAUGGCGUCGUACAGAAAAAGUUUGGGGUGAAGGCUCCAUUAUGGCAAAAUAUGGACUUUACGGAGCAAUGGUUCGUCAUUCAUUGAAGUAAAUGUAAAUGGUGUUUUUUUUUUGCCGUCAAUUAAAGUAUUUAAUUUGUAAACUUUGUAAAUAUAUUUAUCUCGUAUUACAAAUAACAAAACGUUUUUAUAUUGAUAA